Molecule: messenger RNA, 695 nt
Organism: Rhizophagus irregularis DAOM 181602=DAOM 197198
Lineage: Eukaryota; Fungi; Glomeromycota; Glomeromycetes; Glomerales; Glomeraceae
Source: RefSeq, a predicted model, not a curated record
AUGAAUCGUCAAAGCAAAAAAUCUAAGAUUGAUCUUGAUAGCGAGAAGAUUAUUAUUGAACAUAUGCAGCGAUACAUCAGUGGGGGAAAAAUUGAUCGAAAACCGUUGACUCAAUUGAGCAAAAUUGUUCCCUAUAACUCAAAACAAAUAUAUAAUCUCUGGGUUAAUAAGCUUGAUCCUAAUUUAUGUUUACUUAGCGAUAUACCCAUCGCUUCCUACGAGAGGGACUACAUUUAUGAAUGGGUCGAACAACAAAUUGACGCUAAUGUUAAAAAGAUUUCAUGGAAAACAUUACAAACUAACAUGAAAGAAAAGUUUGGGAAAUUAAGGCCUCGAAACGACCUAAAGAACAUUUGGAGUGCAAGAAAAAAAUAUAAAAAAAAUCAAAAAAAUCAAACAAAAAGAGUAGUUAAUUGUGAAAAUGAAAUUGACCCUUUAAAUUCUCCAAUGUCUGAUGAUUUUAAUUCAUUAUUUUUUCAACCAACAGAAACAGAAAUUUCAACAACAACACCAGAAGUUGAAAACAAUAUGAUCCUGGAUGAUUUUGAAUGGGCUUUAGAUUUUAGCUAUUUGGAAUAAUUUUUAAUUUGUCUUACUGUAUAGUAUAGUAUUAAUUAAUUAUUGAUAAGUUUUUAAAUAUAAAAUAUUUGUGAAAUCUAAUAAAUAAUACGUUCGGCCGCAUUUUCAGGUCACAC